This is a messenger RNA of Manduca sexta (tobacco hornworm), 487 nucleotides long. RefSeq lists its product as uncharacterized. Gene Ontology annotation, cellular component: axoneme. Gene Ontology annotation, biological process: axonemal central apparatus assembly; cilium movement. Lineage: Eukaryota; Metazoa; Arthropoda; Insecta; Lepidoptera; Sphingidae. The record is from RefSeq and is a predicted model, not a curated record. The coding region runs from base 62 to 487 and encodes 141 amino acids. The transcript is spliced from 3 exons.
AGUCAUAAAUCACAUAAAGUUGCGACCGGAGUUACUAACAGCUUAUUCCAAUACAUCAAAGAUGGGACCUAUUCCUGGAUUUCACACAACAUCUUAUGUAAUCGAUUAUGGAGUUGUGAUAACGGGGAGUACGGUGCAAUGCAUGGCCGAAGUUAUUAAUUAUGGACCUAUUCCUACAAAACUUCAUUUCGCAAAAGGCACUCACAUACCUCCGUGGCUGGGAAUAAAAUUAUGUGGAAAGCUAAGUCCUGGAGAAGCCGGCAAAUUAGAAAUUAUGUUUUCUCCUAGUUCCAACGACUUUAUACAGCUGGAGGAGCCCGUUGAAACGUGUGUUAAUUUAGAGAUACCAUACGGUGUAACAAUACCAAUUCAGAUAAAAGCACUCUGUGCCGUGCCGUAUUUACUAUCCAAUGUGGCAGAAAUUAAUUUCGGGUCUGUUAGAUGUGGAGAUAAAAUUAUUUGUUCAAUACCAUUAAAAAACGUGUAA